AGCAUUGUUCAUGUGUCGUCCGAGGAACAAAGUUCUGUGCAAAGUUGAAUUGAGACACUUGAACAUUUUGUCACUCAACUCUGAAUCAGAUCGUUGAGAUUUUUGCAUUCCAUGUUCAACAGUUAAAUAAAUGUGAAAUAGUCUCUCAGAAAAAGUGAAAUCUGUGAAAUCUUAAGUAAGAAAUUUUUCUAGUAUAAUCUGUGUAUAAGUGAUAAGAAACGACACAUAUCACGUAACACCAGCUGGAAUGGCUUUAUCAAGUGAAGAAAUCAUUGUGGAUAUCCCAAAAUUAGGUUCACUAAGAGGUUCGAAAACAACAAGUGCUUGGACUGGGAGAAAGAUCUACCAAUUUCUAGGAGUUAAAUAUGCAGAGGCUCCAAUUGGUUCACUUAGAUUUAAGAAACCUGUACCAAUUGCACCAUGGACAGGUAUCAAAGAUGCCACAAAGUACGGAAAAACAUUUCCAAAUCCCUCAAACUAUAAAGAUAUUCCUGAGGAGGAGAAGUUCUCCCCAGAUUGGGAAGACUGUAUCAGUCUAUGCGUAUACUCAACUAACUUAUCAGCAUCUCAACCUGUGAUGGUCUACAUUCAUGGAGGUGGAUUCUAUGAAGGAGGUUCACCAUUUCACCCACCCAAUUAUCUCCUUGAAAAAGACGUAAUUCUAGUAGUACCGCAGUAUCGUUUAGGUGCUCUAGGCUUCCUCUCAACGAUGACCGAUACCAUACCCGGAAAUGCUGGAAUUUUCGAUGUCAUCCUCGCCCUUGAAUGGGUACAAAAACACAUUCGGUACUUUGGUGGAGACCCAAAUAACGUUACAGCUUUCGGGCAAUCUUCUGGAUCUGGAAUAGUAUCACAUUUAAUCAUAAGUCCCCUAGUCCCAGAUAAUCUCUUUCAUCGUGUUAUCGUUCAAUCCGGUAGUUCCUUUGGUACUUGGGCUACACAUGUUGAUCCUGUGACUGAUGCAAGAAAUAUUGCAAUAGCUUCAGGAAAAUGCACUGAGUCAUCGACAAUUCAGGACAUUGAACAUUGUCUCCUUGAAAUGAAUGUUAAAACAUUAUUGCAAUGUACAAAGGAUACACGUAUACGACCCGUCGUAGGUGGACCUUCAGGGUUCCUCAACAAGUCCCCGAAUGACUUUUUUCUAAAAAGUCAAUGUCGCAAGGGACUAUCUGUAAUGACUGGUGCUACAAAACACGACGGAGGACAUCCACUCACGGCCUUUUACGAUCGUUUUAAAGAACUCAAAGGUUUUACAGACACCAACUUCAAUUCCUUCAAACUGAUGCAGUUUGUCGUUGGUAGAUACGGUUCCGUAGAUGAAACUGGAAUUCUUACAGGAUUUCUUACAGCAAACUUAUUUGAUCCGAAUACUCUGGCUCAAGGUGAUUUCCACAAAAUGAUUAGCGGUCUUUACGAUUUCGUCAAUACUGUUGUGUUCAAAGCUCCAGUUUUAAAAUUAGCUCAGUUUUGUGCAUCAGUCAACCCCCGACAAACUUGGCUAUAUACCUUUGACUACGAAGGAGAGCACACAAGGUUUGGCUAUGGUGCAGAUACUUCAAAGUAUCCGUUUAAAGGUGGAGCGGCCCAUUCUGAUGACAACAUUUACCUUUUCCCUUGGCCAGAUAGUGUUGCCAAACUCAACCAAGAAGACACGAAAAUUGCAAAGAAAAUGGUAGAAUUAUGGACGUCAUUUGCAACUAAUGGAAUACCGUCAUGUUCCGAUGGUCCCUUAUGGCCUCCGAUGGAAACACCUAUUGGACCAUACCUUCACAUUGAUAGAACAUUAUCAGUUGGACAAAAUUUUCACGAUGAAUUCACCGUGAUAUCCAGAGAAGAACAAUGCUAUAAGGAGAAUAAGUCAUCUCUCUAAUACAGGAAUUUUGUUGAUGAUAUUGAUGGUGAUGUACUAGACAAAAAAUCUCUCCAUGCAGCCGAUAAAUUGAAUUCUAUAGAGACUAUGUGUGUAGCAUUUGUCUGUAUAAAUAAAUUUAGCACAUAUAGAUAGUGACUGGUCUGGUCAGUUAGUAUGAGAAUCAAUAAAUCAAUCACAAAAGAUAA
Molecule: messenger RNA, 2058 nt
Organism: Phlebotomus papatasi
Lineage: Eukaryota; Metazoa; Arthropoda; Insecta; Diptera; Psychodidae
Product: glutactin-like
Exons: 2
Coding region: 248-1870 (540 amino acids)
Source: RefSeq, a predicted model, not a curated record